Zootermopsis nevadensis is the source of this 3743-nucleotide messenger RNA. RefSeq names its product histone H2A deubiquitinase MYSM1. Gene Ontology annotation, molecular function: protein binding; metallopeptidase activity. The record is from RefSeq and is a predicted model, not a curated record. Lineage: Eukaryota; Metazoa; Arthropoda; Insecta; Blattodea; Termopsidae.
UAUCCUGGUUGUGUUAUGGCGGACGAAGAUGAAGUUGAUGUAUUGGGGGACUUUAAUUUGGAAAAUCUAUUUUCGAAAGACGAUGGUCGAUUAACAUCUUGUUACGAAGGAAGUGUUCUUGGUUCCCAAGGGGCGGAGCUGCUUCAGUGUGAUUAUGGCAUAACCCAACAUUGGUUACUUGAAGCUGCAACACAACCAUGUUGGGAUUCAGGAUCGGAUGAUAAAAAAACGAUGCAUACAGAUGAUAGGCAGCAGUUCGGGUUUUCAACUACAGAUCCGUCAACUCCUUCAAACUGGACACAUGACAGCUGGAGUGACAAAGAAAAGUCAUUAUUAGAAAAUGGAUUGGAUUUAUUUGGACAUAGCUGGGUUCGUCUGUCACAGUUUAUUGGCACUAAAUCAUCACAUCAGGUGAAAACUUACGUACGUUCACACCUCCAUCGUUUUGGUGGUCUGGCAAAUGAUAAAUAUGCCCAGACAUCAUUCUCAAGUGAAUCAGGCCAUUGCAGUACUGGUAUAUUAGGCUUUACUGAAUUGAUCGAUGAUAUGCAGAUUCCAGCAUCCAUGGAGGAGGUGAUAGCAGUUGUGAGCACUGCUCAACCAACUGUGCCAUCAGUACCCAGGUGGAAUGUUGUAACUAAUUCAACAGUAUCACAAUGUAGCACUGCAGCGAACAGUGGUGAAUUCAGAAGGAGGUUGAAUGUCCAUAAUGAUUCAAUUAAAGGAAAAAGUCGAAGGGGCAGAUCUCAAGUCCUUUCUAAGUUGCAUGUCACUAAGAGGUCUUCCAAAGUGAAUCACCGUUCAGGUAGAAAACAAGGAUUUCAUUCUAAUGUACAUAGCUCAAAUACCAAGAUUUGCCAUGUGGGAAAGUUGAAACAACAGAUUGAUGUUGGUGGGAGAGACUUUGGCCAAGAGGAUUCUUCAAGUGUCGCUUCCAACUGCCAAGUUAGCGUAGUAUUAUCAGCUGGAGAGGAGGUGGUGCGUAUUCAAAAAGAGAGAAGUCAUGAUUCAGAUGAAGAUGAUGAGAUUGAAAUUGAAGAAUGUGCAAAUGAUGUGAAUGUGCUUUGCCCAGUGAAUGAUGAUUCUGCAGUAAUUAAAAAUAUAGAUAUAGUGGCCAGUAGAACUCCUCAGGCCUCACUGAGUGCAAACAAAAUCUCUUUAUCUGAAAUUCAGAAAGACCAUUCACAUAAAAUGGAUAUUAACAACAGUUUGUCUGAUGAUUCCACCUGUAAUAUGAAAAUUGAAUCUAAAAAAGAAGGAUUAUAUGGUGAAGAUAUUGAUGUAUCUGAAGACCAGCAAGAAAAUACCCAUGGUCUUGUAUUAGUGUCUAAUACAAAGAACUUACAGGAAGAUUUGAAAGAGGGGUUGAGUGAAUUAUCUUUUGUCAAAGAUAGUAAUGAGGAAAGAGAAACUGAGAAGGGAACUACAUAUUCAUUAGCCAUGAGCCAUCAGGAUAUCCUGGAAAGUAUAUUCAAUUUGCCACCACCAAAUGAAGAAUUAAUACUUGAUGUCGGAACUAUCACAGAAGAGGAGAAAGUUAUACAUUCAGAGUUCUUUGAAGGAAGAGUGGCAAAAACACCAAAACGGUAUCUGAAAAUACGAAACCACAUCCUGGAAUGCUGGCAACAUAGCCGACCUACGUACGUUACUAAAACUUCUGUGAGAACGGGAUUGAAGAACUGUGGUGAUGUCAAUUGUAUUGGUCGUAUCCAUGCCUACCUUGAACAGAUCGGAGCAAUCAAUUUUGGUUGUGAGCAAACUCGCUACACACGACCUUUGUACCUGAUGUCUAAUGCUGGGGGCUGUGAGAGUGUAGUGGCUUCCGCUGGUGGCAGUGGGAGAGAGAGAGUGAGCAAGGAACAGCUGGCAGCUCAGCAUCAGGCCCGAAUUGAUGCUAUGCGACCACGCAAAAAGAAACACAUCCAGGAUUCUUGGUUUCCUGUGAGUGGUGAAGGAGGUUAUACAAUAACUCAUAGUGAAGAUGGCGAGGCUAUUCAUACAACUUUUGUUAUGCCAGACUCUCAUAAAAAUACCAGCAAAGUUCAUAUGUCUAAACCAAAACCAAUAAAACUCAUUUAUUGCAACAGGUUCACAGAGUCUAAGCCAGCUCCAUAUUCAGUAGAACUUCACAUAGAGCCACUGCUUAUUAUGGAUAUCCAUGCUCAUUCGUCACACUCAGAAGUUAUUGGUUUGCUGGGAGGCAGUUAUGACCCCAAACGCCUCGUGCUUCAGAUAUGGCGUGCCGUGGCAUGUCGAAGUAGUAGCAGUGGUAUUCAUUGUGAUAUGUGCCCAGUAUCUCAGACUGAAGCUAGUGAGAGACUCCAUGAUGAAGGUUUAGAGGUUGUUGGCUGGUAUCAUUCACAUCCUACGUUUUCUCCAAAUCCUUCACUUCAAGACUUAGACACUCAAGGUCACAUGCAGGAGUGGUUUGCUAAAACAGCUUCAGCGCCUCUUGUCGGCUUCAUACUGUCUCCAUACUGCCCCGAAAAUAGGACAUCGGCAUCUGAAUAUAGGUGUCUCAUAGUUGAACCAAAUGAUGAGCUCACCAAUAUUCCAUAUCGGUUAACAGUGAAUGUUAUAUCAGAUGAACUCAAUACCAGUAUGCUUCUGCGCAGAAUGGAUGCCAUAAUUGCAUUGCAUGAAGAGAGUUCAGAAGCAACAGUAAAUUUCAACACGGAGUUCAGCUCUGAACCGCCUCUCACAUACCUGGAAAAGUGUGUAGAAAGUACUAGACAACAUCUGAAGUCCUGUAUUCCAUUCCUUCCAAAAGAAGUUGAAGAGUGGAUACUGAGAAGUGUGUUACAAGUUUGCAAUACUUUGGUCGUGUUAAAGCAGACAAAGAGUGAAUUAAUUGCGGAAAAACAUGGAUAACUUGUUAUGAGGCAAGUUAUAAGUUCAGUUAUAGUUUCCUUCGUCCAAGGAGUCCUACCAACUGUCUAAUAGAUCAAAGCCAACGAAAAAGUUGGGACCCACAGUGCUCAGACACUUGAAGAAUGGGUCGUCCAAGUAUCCAAGUAAUAUUAUAGUUUCUGUCUCAUGCACGUGUGCAGGUACCUCAAGGCAUACUAGCGUGGCAUAGCACCCCAUUUAAAAAUUAGUGCUUUAGAGAAUAAUGCAUCUCAUGUUAACUUCGAAGAGGUAUAAUUCAGAUUCUGAGGGCAGUUCUGUGGUGUUAUGGUAAAGAGGCAAAUACAUUGUGAUACAUUGUUACCAAAAUAAGCCAAAACGCUACAAUUCCAAGAUUUGUGUGUGAAGAGUCGCAAGGAUACUGAUGGAAGAGCACAAAGCAGCCCAUAGUCAAUUUCUCUGGAACUGUUCAACUGCUGCACAGCUGAUGAUGAGAAUUUUCUGUUAAUUAUCACAGGUUAUGAUUGAACACAAGUGACAGUCUUGAGGAAUAGCACCAUAAGACUGCCACCGUGAAAUACGAAAUUCAGAAAAUAUCUAUUUGAUGGUAGGGCAUGCCAUCUGUUUUGGGUCAAGAGGGUUUCCUGGUUGUGAACUUUUGUACAUCAACUGGUUUAACAUUAGUAAAAAUGAUCUGCAUUUGACAGGGUCUUCAUAGAAAAGUAAGGGCCGUUUCACAGUCGACCAGUCGCUGAACGGCUACUAGGUAGAAAAGCUAAGUACAAGCUUACACACGAGGGCGACCACGACCAACACGCAGUGAGCGACGCACGGGAGACCAACGACCACGAGAUACAUAGAUGGCAAUCACAUAUUCACAUUGUGGGCGACUCAGU